AUGGGCUUCACAAGCCUCCUCAUCCAUCUCCUGGCGGUGGGAAUUUCAACUACCGCCGCCCUGGACGGGCCUGUUGUUCCUGCUCGGCCCACAAAGACUACUUUGACUGUCGACUGUCUCUGGUGCACUGGCACAGAGGUGUUUGAUACUUCCUUUACUACUUCUAUCGAGGAACACUUUUCUUUCCCUGGUUUCCCUCCUGAGGUUUCCAAGACGACUGUUUGUGCGCAAAAGUGUUCUGUCCUCACGCUCUCUACUGUGACCUGGAAAAGUGGCAUGUCCAAGGUUUCCCCGUUUACGCCGUCGGCAGUGUCAACCUCGUGUGUCACGAUAUACGACGACACCCCUAUUCCUUCGCUCGUGACAUUGUCCUCGACGACAGCUUCGACUUCGUGCUCGACAAGUUCAGAGAUGAUGAUUUCUUGGGAAUGGGUUACGCCAUCGAGUUCGAGUGUCUGGGGAAUACCCCCCGGGGAGCGAACAUGGACUCUAGGAACUCCUAUUGGAACUCCUAUCUGGAGUCAAGCAAGUUCCUUCCACUUCUCCCAGGCGACGGAUGAAGCUUCGGGCUCGGAGCCCUGCACGACAGAGUUGACGGUGACGAUGACCAAGACCAUCACAGAGACAUGGCAGUCCCAGACUCCCAUGACUACAACCUUGGUCCGCACACGAUCUACAACCAUCGAGACGAUCGUUGUCGAGACGUAUUCGACGUCGACGGGAGAGAGGGUGGUCGGAGGCACGAGGACGGAGACAACUACAGUCCAGGCGGUUAGUUCGGGUAAGGAUUGUGUGCAGGUUGGGAAGUGCUGCGCCGCGUGCUCUGCGAUGGCUGCACCUGGGGAGUCUGGGACGGCCUCUAUUCUGUCUGUUGGGUCUGUAUCAACAGAUGGAGAGUACGUGUCGUCCUCUGAGGGGUCUAUCUCAUGGGCAUCUGGGUCUCCGUCUGGGUCACUGGUCCCCAACAGCACUGAGGACUUAGUCUUUGAGACGUCAGAGACCGGGUGGAAGACCGGAUCAGAGGCCUCAGAGACAGACUCGGAGUGGUCUGGGUCCGAGACGGUUGUACCAACAUCUAUCCAGACGGCCGGAGGAGCCCAGGGGACGGCGGCUCUCGGGAUAGGGGCGCUCCUUGGUCUGAUGGGGCUGCUGGCUUGA
This is a messenger RNA of Fusarium falciforme, 1158 nucleotides long. RefSeq lists its product as hypothetical. The transcript is spliced from 2 exons. The record is from RefSeq and is a predicted model, not a curated record. Bases 1 to 1158 code for a protein of 385 amino acids. NCBI's taxonomy places the organism in Eukaryota, Fungi, Ascomycota, Sordariomycetes, Hypocreales, Nectriaceae.